Messenger RNA from Talaromyces rugulosus, 561 nucleotides. RefSeq lists its product as uncharacterized. NCBI's taxonomy places the organism in Eukaryota, Fungi, Ascomycota, Eurotiomycetes, Eurotiales, Trichocomaceae. The record is from RefSeq and is a predicted model, not a curated record. The coding region runs from base 1 to 561 and encodes 186 amino acids. The transcript has a single exon.
AUGUCGGACACUUUGGACAACGGGCUUCCGAGUAUUAAAAGAUUUCUCACUGACCAUGACUCGCAUGGCAAGACGACGUUCCACGAAAACAUUACCGAAGUCAUGAAUUGGCAACAACUUGACAACGGGGCUCGGUUCUCCCUCGGAUACGCUACGAAUGAAAUACCAGUCACCCUGUCAGCGGACAAAGAUUUAGCCACUUAUCAAUCGUACCUCCAAAAUCCUCCUGGAAUUACCAUCCCAGGGGGCACAGUCCUGCGAGUUGUGGAUAUGAACCCCGGUGCAAUUUCACCAAUGCAUCGAACUAUCAGUCUUGAUUAUGGAGUCGUGCUAGAAGGCGAAGUUGAGCUUAUCCUAGAUUCCGGAGAGACGAGAUUGAUGAAGCGAGGCGACAUUUCGAUCCAGAGGGGAACAAACCAUGCGUGGAGGAACACAAGUACCACCAAUUGGGCUCGCAUGCUGUACGUGUUGCAGGAAUCACAGCCGUUGGAAUUCGAUGGUAAACAACUCGGUGAAGACUACGGAGGAGGAAUGGAUGAUAUUAAGGCGUCGUCGAAAUAA